UGUGUUUUCAACAGAGGGAGAGCCGAGAAGAAAAAUGGCGUCGUUUGGCGACCCAGAGCGGGACACCGGCCAUUCACUUUGAGCUUUCCGCCUGAAAUUGGAGACCCUGGGCCGGUGGGAAUUUCUCGGGAACUUUCGCAUGAACCGCCUGCGUGUUCCCUCGUAGUUUUUUUCUUCCCUGCGCCUGGCUUCUCGCGGCUCCGAGAUUGAAGCGGAACAGAAGAGGCGCUCUCCUACAAUGAGGGGGAGACGAGGAAGGCCGCCCAAACUGGCAGCAGCGAUGCGGGAAGGCUCACCCGGUCCAGCCCGCGGCUCCCGGAGCGGAAGGGGCAGAGGGAUGCGAGGACGGGGACGAGGCAGAGGACGGGGUCGCGGACGCAGCUUCAGCGACGGCGCUUGUGCUAGCAGCUCUGCGGAGGUGGACGCGGAAAUAUCAGGCCGAGAGAACUUUCAUUUGUCCCGGGGCCGCAAGAAAGUUGGAGCCGCCGCCGCUGAGGCAUCGCGGGGCAGGGGAGGCAGAGGAAGAGGCAGGGGGUCGAGAGGCGGCCGCGGCAGUAGAGGCGGAGUGAGACGGCCUCCGAUCAAGGUGGUGUACGACGACAACAGCGAUGAGGAGGACGACAAUUUGAGCUACCGAUCGGAGGAAGACGAACUCCUGAACGAUAACCCUUCGUCGGAUCUUGAGGAAGAAGAAGAGGCCUUGGGGAACGAGUCAGACUAUCUGGAGGAGCUAGAACAAGAUGAUGAUGAUGCCAGCUACUGCACCGAGAGUAGUGCAAUGAGCCACAGCUCGCUCGGUAGCACGCCAGGCAAGCGAAGGAGUCAAGUGGCACAGCAACAGUCUCCCAUCUUUGAGGCAAAAGACAUUCCCCCCUUGGAGCUUCCCAAGUCCUCCGAGGACCUCCCAGUUCCUACCUCACAGCUUCUCAACGUGUCCGCCGUCUACGAGGUCCUCCGCAACUUCGGCACAGUGCUGCGGCUGUCCCCUUUCCGCUUUGAGGAUUUCUGUGCAGCGGUGGCCAGCCAGGAGCAGUGCAUGCUGCUAGCGGAGACUCACAUCUCCUUGCUCAAAGCUAUUCUCAGAGAGGAGGACACUUCCAAUACCACAUUUGGGCCUGCUGACGUAAAGGAUUCUGUUAAUUCAACGCUCUAUUUUGUGGACGGUAUGACCUGGCCGGAGGUUUUGAGGGCGUACUGUGAGAGUGACGCGGAAUACCGGCAUGUUCUGCCUUUGCAGGAAGGGGAAGAUUACCCCUUUGAACCGUUGGAGAGUAAAAUUAAAGUUCUUCAAUUUCUAGUGGACCAGUUCUUGGCGACCAACAUCGCGAGGGAAGAGCUGAUGUCAGAAGGCGUGGUGGCCUAUGACGACCACUGCCGGGUGUGCCACCGCCUUGGCGACCUGCUGUGCUGUGAGACUUGUGCAGCUGUUUACCACCUCGAGUGUGUGAAGCCGCCGCUGCAGGAAGUUCCAGAGGACGAGUGGCAGUGUGAGGUGUGCGUGGCCCACAAGGUACCCGGAGUGGCUGACUGCAUCCCCGAGGUACAGAAGACAAGACCAUUCCUUCGCCAGCUGCCAGUCGGCUAUGAUAGACACCGCCGCAAAUACUGGUUCUUGAAUCGCCGCAUUGUUGUAGAGGAGGAUGGUGAUCAGGAGGAUAAAGCCAUCUGGUACUACAGCACCAAGGUCCAGCUAGCUGAGCUCAUAGACUGCUUGGAUAAGGAGUACUGGGAGGCCGACCUCUAUGCUGCCCUAGAAGAAAUUAGGGAUGAGGUUCACGCACACAUGGACAUCACAGAGGACCUCACUAACAAGGCUCGGGGCAACAACAAGUGUUUCCUCACCAUUGCUAAUGAGGAGAUCCUGGAGCGUCUUCGGGCCAAAAGGGAGGAAGAGCUGGAGGAGGUGAAGAAGCGGGCCGCUGAGGAGGCUCUCAAAGCUCGUCUGGAGCAGGUGAAGGACGAGGUGGAGCCGGUGGAGGCGGUGGAUGUGGUGAAAGACAGCGAAGACACCAAGGUGAAUGAAGGCGACGGACUUCAGGACAUCGACAUCAAAGAUGCAGCCAAGGAGGACGAGAAGGAGACAAAUGGAGACGUCAAGGAGGAGAAGAAAUAUGUUGUCACAGCUGAAGGAGAAAACCCAUCAUCCGAUUGUGUUCCUGUCAGUGGCGAUGAUGUCCCAAGUCUCAGCCAACCUAAUCAGAUGGAGGAAAACAGCAACAGUAGCAUGGGCGUAAUGGUCACCUCCAGGGGCCCUGAACUUCCAGACCUGGCUGACAAGUCCUUCCAGUCAUCCCUGGCAAGCUUCGAAGACACAGGAGAGAGCAAAGAUUCCACCAGUGGAGAGAUGGUGUGUCUCGGUAGUAAGAAGUCUGCUGCAACUCGCAUGGUGACUCGACUAAGAAACCCAGACAGCAAGCUGAGCCAGAUGAAGAGCCAGCAGGUGGCUGCAGCCCUUCAUGAAGCCAACAAGGGCUUCAAGGAUGGUAAAGAGAUCCUCAUUGUAAAUGCACAAGGUGAUGUCACCCGUGUCAGCACACGCAGUAAAGACGUGGUGAUGAAGGGCAUGCUCUGCCAAUUCUUCAAACUGGGCCAAGAGGGGAAGUAUCGUAUCUAUCACAACCAGUACAGCACAAACACCCUCGCCCUCAACAAGCACCAGCACAGAGAGGACCACGACAAAAGGCGGCAUCUCUCCCACAAAUUCUGCAUGACGCCGGCAGGGGAAUUCAAGUGGAAUGGGUCCAUCCAUGGUUCUAAGCUGAUCACCAUCUCUACACUGAGACUCACCAUCAUCCAGUUGGAGAACAACAUUCCAUCACCGUUCAUGCACCCGAACUGGGCCUCACACAGGACCAACUGGAUCAAAGCAGUACAGAUGUGCAGCAAGGCCAGAGAGUUUGCUCUGGCUCUCGCCAUCCUGGAAUGUGCCAUCAAGCCUGUGGCAACCAUGCCGGUUUGGAAGGACUCACUCGGCCACACCAGGUUAAACCGCAUGACUUCCAUGGAACGGGAGGAGAAAGAGAAAAUAAAGAAAAGGGAGAAGAAGCUGGAGGAUGAGGAGACGAUGCAACAAGCCACCUGGGUCAAAUACACUUUUCCAAUUAAGCACCAGGUGUGGAAGCAGAAAGGAGAAGAAUAUCGUGUUACUGGCUACGGGGGUUGGAGUUGGAUCAGUAAAACCUAUGUCCAGAGGUUUCUCCCAAGGCUUCCUGGCAACACCAAUGCCAACUACCGCAAAGAACUUGAAGAUGCUAAGCUUGGCCUGAAGUGCACCCUUUUGAACUUGAGUCAACGACACAAUGUCCAUGAACCUGAAUCUCAGGGAGUCUCCGACUUGAACAGUGAUACCAGGACAGACAACUCAUCUGCUCCCUCCAGACCUGCCACAGACAAUCAGACCUCGGUUGAAAUGUUGGAUUCUAGCAAACAACUAAAAGAAGACAUGAAAGAAGAGACACCUGAGGGACUGGAUGUGGACCAGUCACCAGCCAAGAUGGAGUUGGAUCCCACAGACUUACAAUCACAAGAUGAGCAAAUGUCAAGUGUUAAGGAGGAGUACACAGAUGACCCCCUUCGCCCUUUUAACUAUGAUGUUGUGGAUGUCAGUAAGGGCUUCCACACACGCAUCCCUUACAAGAAGAAAGUCAAACCCUCUAAACUUGACAGCCUGCUGGAGCGUCGAGUCAAGCAGCAUGCCAUCGAAGAGCUGCAGAAGCGACAGGUGUCUGCAACUAAAUCCCAGACUCCCACACCUUCAUCAACACCUCCACCUCAAUCCACCCCCGUCCGGCCACGGUUGCCGCUUAAGCCCCAAACUCUGGCUCAGACACUGCUCAAAGAGUGUGAAUAUGUGAAAGAAGAGCCAAGUUCAGAAACACCUGGGCCUGCACAUAUUGGAAGAGUUGAAGGUGGCAGUCAGGCUGCCAAUGAGAUAGCCUCUCGCCUUUCUUCUGCUCCCGAUUCAACACCCAAAGACUGUUGUAGUUUGGAUACAGGAGAAUCCACUUCACCUCCAAACCACACCAACACCGUUUCCCCAGAUCUGGAGAUAGACUCAGAAGAAAGGACUAUGGGGCCAAAAGAUUGCUCCUCAGAGCAACAAACAGGCAGUGAUUGUAUAGACACUCCCAAGACCGCACUUAUCGAAAAUAUUGGGUCUGAGGUACCUAAUUUAGACUUGGUAAGGACACUUACAAAAGAUGUUGACCAAAAACACAUUCAGAACACAUCUCUUCCCAAACCAUCCUUGCACAGCCCAGAGACGUUAAGCUCGGUGGAGCUGGCCAUGCAGGCAAAUGGCACGGUUGUUGAUGAAAAUCAGAACAGACAAGGUUCUCCUGAACACUCUCCUCUUUUAGUUUCCCCUCUUCCUCAGAUAAACGGCAACGAUGGUUUGGGGAGUGAUGUGAGGUUGAGUCCAAUUAAUAGUGUUCAUAGUAACAGUACCAAGGUGAACAACAUUGAUCAAGUAGAGGAUCCGGGUAAACAACAAAAGCCUUUGGUUAAUGGAGAUUUUUCUCUUGCUAACAAAAGUAUACACACUGUGGAAAAGGAAACCCUCUGUAAAGAAACAGCCGAGUGCAACAUAACAUCAGAUGUGGACUACAAACCUCCCAUAAAGGUGUUAAAGCUGGAAAAUGACAUAGAUGUAUAUACAAAUAACUCUCCACUGCUCAAAAGCAAAUCAGAAGCGCAUUCUGCAAAUGCUAAAGCUAGUCCUGCAGUCAAGAUAAUCAGAAUGGCACCCUCUCCUAUACCAUCAGCAGAGGAGUCCAGUUUGAGUGAUGAGUUUGCAGAGGAGAAUAGCCAAAGCGGCACGAUGACACCAUUCAAGACCCUCUUUACACAGGUAACGACCACCUCCACGACCACCACCACUACAGUGGUUUCCACAGAGACGAGAACACUCCCAUUGAACACAUCUGUAGAAGCUGAAACAUCUCUGGCGGAGAGCGCUGUAUCUACCCUCACCACCAUGACCAAAACAACCGUGACCAAAAUCUCAUCUAGUUCGUCAGAAGACAGCCAAAGUGAAAUAAUUGCACAAAAACAGGAGACAACUGUUUCAUCCUCCGUCAUGAAGUCGACAACGGACCCGAGUGGUACCUCAGUGUCACAUGUAUUCCAGGAAGACUCCACAACCAGAGGCCGCGUACGCCUGCUUAAAUUCUCCCUCACCAAGAAGGCGCGCUCAGACACAGCCCUUCCGUCUUAUCGCAAGUUUGUCACCAAGAGCAACCGCAAGAGCAUUUUUGUGUUGCCUCACGACAGUUUGAAGGUGCUGGGAAGGCGUGGGGGAUUCCGCGAAGUUGCUGUCUUUAACUAUAACGCCAAGCCGGCCCAGGAUAUCUGGCCGUAUCCUUCACCCCGGCCGACGUUUGGUAUCACUUGGAGAUAUCGCUUGCAAACAGUGAAGACUUUGGCUGGUGUGAGUCUGAUGCUGAGACUGCUCUGGGCCUGUUUGAGAUGGGAUGACAUGGCUGUGAAACCAUCCGCAGCUGUCAGUACUGCACGUACAGAGACAUCAGACACUGAAAUCACCACCACAGAGAUCAUAAAGCGCCGUGACGUGGGUCCCAACAGCAUUCGUUCGGAAUACUGUAUCCGCAAAAUUGUUUGGCCUCUUGGAGCUCCCGAGACCCCCAAAGAAACUCAUACCCCACAGAGGAAGGGGCUGCGCUCCAGUGCCUUGCGUCCCAAGAAGCCUGAGCCUGCCAAGCAGACAGGUCCAGUUGUGAUGGAGACUUGGGUUGCUGAGGAAGAACUGGACCUGUGGGAGAUCAGAGCCUUCUCAGAGAGGGUAGAAAAAGAAAAAGCUCAGGCAGCUGAACAAGCUAAGAAACGUCAGGAGCAGAAACCAGGCUCGGUCACGGUCACUCCGACAGGAACUCCUGCGCAACCCACCGCAACACCUAAGGUCGUAGUGGGGUCGCUGUCAGGCCAGGGAACUCCAAGUGCCAAGGUGGUUCUGACCUCCAAGGCGGGCUCAGUCAAAUAUCAGCAGAACAAGAAUUUCCAGCAGUCAUUUGCCACAUGGAUUAAACAGGGUCAAGGCACACAAGUGGGCACAGAGGCCAAUGCAGCCGCAGCUAGCGGCCACACGUUUCAGAUUACCGAAACCACAAUGGAUGGUAAAGUAGUGACCACCAAGGUGCCGCUUCCAGCGAACAGCAAGAUCAUCACAGUCAACAUACCAACUUCACAAGGAGGAGUUGUGCAGCAGAAGGUGCUUGGUAUCAUCCCGCCCAGUACAGCGGGUGGUGCUCGGACCUUUACAGCAUUACAGCCACGCAAUAUGAGGCCUGGUCUCCCAGGGUCCCAUCAACUGGUAAAUAUAGUAUUUUGUGUGUGUACCAUAUUGUUGUUGUUCAUGAGUAUCAAUCCAAAUCUUAUCCUUGAUGUGCAGAUCCGUCCUAAGACAGUGACUGGAGCUAUGGGGAAGACAGUUCUUCCAGCACCCCUUGUGGUCCAGCAAGGUCAGGCUGGUCAACAAGUAGUGACUCAGAUUCUACAAAGCCAGGCAGUGUCCACCUCAGUUACUGGAGCCAGCCCUGUUGCCACGGUUACUGGUCAGGUGGCAGCCAGCACCGCUACGACGGGAACGCCAUCCGGCCAGGUUAAACUCACCCUGGCACAGCUCGCUCAGCUAACACAGAAGCAGCAGGCUGGCUCAGGUGUGGAUCGCCAGGCGGGUGUCACCGGCACCCAUCAGGCUGUGACUGUGAUGAUCCAGGGUCAAGGGCAGACAUCCGGUCAACUUCAGGUCAUACCGCAUGGAGUUACCGUCAUCCCCGGUCCCGGCCAGCAGCUUAUGCAGGCCACCCUGCCCAAUGGUCAGGUGCAGCGCUUCUUAUUCACGCCACCAUCCGCAGUGGCCACACCCACGUCAAACGCAGCCAACACACUCUCCGGUCAGCCUAACUCUGACUCCACGAAAACGCCGGCCCAGCCUGCUCAACAGGCAGCUGCCCCGUUCCAACCAGGGGUAGCAACUCUAGCCGCCUCCAGCACCCCACAAGGCCAGUUACCUCCACAGACGCAGGCCCACAUGCCCAUUCAGUCUCCCACCUCGCUGCAGGGAGGAACUGCCAAGCUACAGCAGAUGCCCCAGCUCAUCAUGUCUGGGCUGCAGCAGCAGGUCCAGGUACUGGCCCAGCUGCAGACUCAGAGUGGAACAUCUGUGCCACAGCACUUCAAACUGCAGCUUCCUAUUCAGAUACAACAGACCGGGCUCAAGUCAGCUCAGGCGGGAGAGGUCGGGAACGUCGUGACCAUCCAGGCUGCGUCCAUACAGGAGCAGCUCCAGAGGAUCCAACAGCUCCGAGAGCAGCAGAAGAAGAAGAAGAAACAAGCUGCAGAGGCCAAGAAAGAGCAAGCUCUCAACUCUGUCAGCCAGAGGGACAUGAUUCAGAAGCAGGUUGUAACAAAGCAAAAUGCUUUGAUCGAAUAUCUGAAGCAGAAGAAGACUGUGACACCCGAAGAGAAAGAAGAGAAUCAGAGAAUGAUUGUAUGCAAUCAGGUCGUGAAAUUUCUCCUGGACCGCAUAGACAGGGAUGAGAGGCAGGAGGCUAACAGGAAGAAGAAAGAGAAGGUGGUGGAGUCAAAGAGGAAGCUUGUGAAAGCCAACAAGCUCGCUGCACUUCUUCAUCGCCACAAAGAAAGCCUGAAAAAUGAGAUCUUGAAGAAACGGGCGCUUCUUGAUGAGAGGCUUCGUCUGGAAGCGCAGGAGGAGCUAAAAAUGGACCUUCUCAGGAUCCGGAGGGAGAAGGAGAGAGCUCAGGCCGCAGCCGUACAGGCCGCCCAAGCCGCCGCUUCUGCUCACAGGCAGCAGCAACAUGCUCAAGCCCGCGUACAAAACAUAACCAUUCAUCAGCAGCAUGCCACCACCGUCGCCACCACACACAAGAGGAAACGUGACGAAGAGAGGGAGCUCACAACUUCGGCUAAGUCCAAGAAAAAGAAGAUGAUCUCCACCACCAGCACCAAGGACAGCAAGAAGGACACCAAACUUUACUGUGUCUGCAAGACGCCUUACGAUGAGACCAAGUUCUACAUCGGAUGCGACCUGUGCACCAAUUGGUAUCACGGUGAAUGUGUGGGAAUCACAGAGAAAGAAGCCAAGGAUAUGGAAGACUAUAUCUGUGUGGAGUGUAAACAGGGCCGGCAGAGUACCAAAGAGGAGCUCUACUGCAUCUGUCAGACACCAUACGACGAAUCUCAGUUCUACAUUGGCUGCGACCGCUGUCAGAACUGGUACCAUGGCCGCUGCGUGGGCAUCCUGCAGAGCGAGGCGAACCACAUCGACGAAUAUGUGUGUCCGCAGUGUCAGUCCACAGAGGACGCCAUGACUGUCCUCACGCCGCUCACAGAAAAAGACUAUGAGGGCCUGCGGAGGAUUAUGCGCUCUUUAACGGCCCAUAAAAUGGCGUGGCCAUUCCUUGAACCAGUGGACAAAAACGAUGCCCCUGACUACUACAAAGUUAUCAAGGAACCAAUGGACCUUUCCACCAUGGAGGAGCGGUUACAGAAGCGCGGUUACGUGAGACUAACGGAGUUUGUAGCAGACAUGACCAAAAUCUUCGACAACUGCCGCUACUACAACCCCAGCGACUCGCCCUUCUACCAGUGUGCCGAGGUUCUGGAGAGUUUCUUUGUCCAGAAGCUCAAAGGCUUCAAAGCCAGCAGGUCUCAUAACAACAAACUACAACAAUCGGCAGCCUCUUAGCACUCUUGUAAAAACAGUUUUUUUUUAAGUAGAAUUGAUUAAAUCGUCUGAAAAUACGCUCCAGUGCAAAGACGAGGGAAGUGGACGGUUACGACAAUUUCAAGUGGUGACCUUCAAGUCAACUCACUGGGGAUUUGGACCCAACCGCACAAAGUCCAGUCAACCUCCACAUGAGUGGAAAGAUCCAGACGCCAAGGAAGUGUAUGGCAAUGUGUACGGCAGCUUAAGCUCAUGUUUCACCUGAUGGUAAUUGAGUAGUAAUUGGUGCAAAACCUUAAGCACUUUAUUUUUUUUUUUGGGGGGGGGGGGACUAUCUGCGCCCCUCACGAGAAAAUUUAAUUUGUCAGAAUUUAAAAGGGGUAAGUGUUCAUAACAUUCAUGAUUAUUUCAUGUAUUUAUUGUGAAAAGGUUGACACACCAAACAUUUAUUAUAUAAUACAUAUACAUCAAUCAGACAAGAAAGCAAAGUUCUCAAUGGUUGUGAGAAGAGAAAUAUUUUUCAUACUUUUGGUUGGUUUGGGGCUUUUUUCUUAUACUUUUUUAUUUUAUUUUUUUCAAAAUUAUUGAUUGUCAAAACCUUUUGUGAGCCAACAUUUUGUUGUCAACCAUUAUACCAGAAAUUUCAUCGCUAAAAAGAAAUAUAGAAAUUGUGUGUAAAUUGACACAAGGAAGUGGCAAAAAACUAUAGCAAGCAUAUCACCCAUUUCUUUUUUCGUUUUUUUUUUUUUUUUUUACUAUUUAUUGCGGAUGGCCGAUAAUUAUCGAUACCACAUGAAAAUUCAAUAUUGGUUUCCCCUGAUAUAAAAAUGAAAUAAAAUGCUGUACAUUCAAUCACUGUUCAUUCCACCACAGGAUAUAUGUCAUGUUACACAUAUCGAUAUCGGAAAAAGUUAAGUUUUCGGCUAAGAAGUCAAUAUUGGACAUCCCUACUAUUUCAGAAUCCGUAUAGGAGAACAUGAUAUUUUAGUUGAAUGAAGUUUUCCUAUAACUAAUAUUGCAGUAUUUGUCUCAUUUUGCACAAACAAUGUUUAUUUGUAAAAAAUGGGUCCUGUGGCAUCACAGUUAAAGAGUGUGUUGCCAGUUUUAGUAUCGGUCGAUAUUAUUAUAUGUCUAAUGAAGUGCUGGACUAUAUUGGAUAUCCAUAAGAAAGCCAGUAUCCAGCAUCUCUUAUGUUUUGUGUUCUUAUCUUAAUUAUUAAUUGGGUUGAAUCAACAAAUGGAAAUAUUCGGAUAUCAAACUUAUUGUCAUAUUUUAUUUUGGCAGAAAAUACUUUCUGGUGCCACUUUACAUUUUUUUAAUGAUAUUUUAGCUUAAUUAUUGUGUAUUAUUUUUGCACCAAAUCCUACAAAAUUCUCAACCUGUAGCACUCCACUAAAGUAGCAUCCUGAAGCCUGUUUUCCGGGUAAUGUUCCAUAGUAACCAAAUUCCUGCUUCAUGAUUCACUUGAUUCAUAUCCGUGUUGCUUGCAGUCCAUUGAUUGGUUUUCUAAAUAUGGGAUGCCUCCAAGCAGCAUCUUAUUGGCAAUGUGGGAGUCUGUGGAUAUUUAUUGUCAUCCACCAAAGUGUGUGGCUACAAAAACAUCAUAGAAACUAAAAAUCCCUGACCUGACUCGAGUCCUUGCGUCCCAACAUUCCCGUAAUUAUAUCUUGGAUAUUUAUGUCAGGUUUUUUUCAGGACUUAUGAAAACAUCAAUUUGUCAAGACACAGGAAGUCGGGGGAAUCAAGAGUGGGAGUGGGAGUCGGGCUUGAAUUAGCUUGUAUGUAUUAUAAACAUCCAAAGAAAGUUUGUCCCGUCCUGCUGCAUAUUUCACUCUCUCUCUUUCACUCUAAUAAUUGGACAGUUGACAUUUUCUGUCAUCAUAUUGGAGACAUCGGAGAAAGCUAGCCUGGGAGUCAAUAGUCUUUGUAUCAUGUUUUUUUUUUUGUUUUUUUUUUCUAGGACGUUCACCUUUAUCCACUUUUAUGAUGACUACUGUCCAAAUAUGUUGAGAUUUUUAUUAGAGUUGUAGAGACUUUUAGUUUUUCACACGGUGAACCAGCAACUAAGCCCGAUUGUAUAUUUCAAAUAUUGAAUAGAACUUCAUAUUGAAAGAUGUGCAUAUUUCACAUGCAGCAUCAAGAAGUAGAAUGAAGCAGUAACUCUUGUGAAUAAUUGUUUUUAUUGUACAAAAAAAAAAAAUCAGCAUACUCGUUUGCAUUUCUUGUAUUAUUUAUUCAUAUUGAUAUAUGGUUUUCAUUUGAAACAAAAUGUCACCGCAGUGAAGAAAAAGACAUUGUAUGUUUUUAACAGAUUGUGGCGACUUUAAAGAACUUUUUUUACUUGA
Messenger RNA from Doryrhamphus excisus (bluestripe pipefish), 11049 nucleotides. NCBI's taxonomy places the organism in Eukaryota, Metazoa, Chordata, Actinopteri, Syngnathiformes, Syngnathidae. The record is from RefSeq and is a predicted model, not a curated record.